GAGUUUCCAUCUUUCUGAUCACCAACGCAAUAUGUGGUCAUCACUUUUUGCCGGAACUUUCCAACUUGCAUGACUUCUUGUAACUUAAAACCACAUACAUACAUAUAUACAUACAACUCUCUCUCAAUCAAUUUCUUCCUAAUAAUUAUAUAUGUAAAAUCCCAAUACCCUCUUCAAUUUCACCAUAUUAUCUUAUUGAUUUUGAGCUCCAAAAUUAAAAGAAAAUGGAGGGAAUUUGCACUAGUUGCUUGUACUCUUCAAUAACCCCAUCAAUUGAGUACAAAAGCAGAAGAAAACUGUUGAAUUCCAUUAAAAAAAACCGAAGAAUUUGUGCAGUGAGUAGUGUUUCUCCUACAGAGAAAAGUGAUGCUUUACAAGUGAAGAACAUAUCUAGGAUUAGCGCUUUGGAGCAACUUGAUUUUGAACGUGGUGUUUGCGUUCCCUUUCGCAAAUAUUCCCCUGAAUCUGUGAGAAACAAGGUGUUAGAGUCAAGGGGACAGAUUUUAUCUUUGGUUGGUAGAGGAAUAGAGAUUGUUUGGAAUUUGGGGCUCUAUUGGACUACAUUGGUGUAUGAUUAUUUGGUGGGCCGUGACGAAGAAGUUGUUCCUUUCCGUGCUCGGCAGCUGAGGACUCUGUUGUGUGAUUUGGGACCUUCUUUCAUCAAAGCAGGACAGGUUUGGUGCUUUUAAAUU
Nicotiana tabacum (common tobacco) is the source of this 692-nucleotide messenger RNA. NCBI's taxonomy places the organism in Eukaryota, Viridiplantae, Streptophyta, Magnoliopsida, Solanales, Solanaceae. The record is from RefSeq and is a predicted model, not a curated record.